Messenger RNA from Malania oleifera, 1766 nucleotides. RefSeq lists its product as uncharacterized. The coding region runs from base 135 to 1379 and encodes 414 amino acids. The transcript has 3 exons. The record is from RefSeq and is a predicted model, not a curated record. Lineage: Eukaryota; Viridiplantae; Streptophyta; Magnoliopsida; Santalales; Ximeniaceae. Gene Ontology annotation, biological process: polyamine biosynthetic process. Gene Ontology annotation, molecular function: thermospermine synthase activity.
GAGGUUAGCAACAUGUCUUGUUCAGUUGUUAGGGGCGCUAGGGUCCGUCAUUGUGUCCAAGAGUCUGCAGGAACUGUGUGUCAACCGAGAGAGAGGGGGAAGGGAAGGGAUAGAGAGGUAGAGGCGCUGGCGCCAUGACAUCAAAUUCCUUAGGGCUUGCUUCCCAUCAAAUUCGACCGUUAAUCCCCUACACUGUUCAAAUUUCCCACCAUUCCUUCAUACCCACUCGGUUUUUACCGCUCUACUUCCCUCUCAAAACCCCUCAAAAUCCAUCAACUUCUCCCCUCCGCCCCUUAAUCCCCAAAGCCCAAACCACGACUUCCCACCGCCGCCGUCGCCGCCGUCCCCCACCACCCAAGGCUCAAGAAGAGGGCAUUCCCGUCGACCUCGUCAAAACCCUCGUCCAAUUCAAGUCCAGGCACAACUACAUCCGCGUUCUUGAAGUUUCUCGGACGGCCGACCAUCCCUUCGCUGGCGCAAGACUGCUCCUUCUCGACGCACCCGGUAACAUCCACAGCAUCUCUUACGUCUUCAAGUCCCUCACGAACACAUACUUUGAUGUCUUCGCCACAUUGCCACCCCUUUUGCCUCCGGGACCCUUGGGGGUUCUCGGGUUCGGAGCCGGAUCGGCCGCCCGUUUGAUCUUGGAACUGUACCCUGAAGCGGUGGUGCAUGGGUGGGAGCUUGAUCCGUCUGUGAUUUCAGUGGCGAGAGGGUAUUUUGGACUUUCUAAGUUUGAAAAACGAUACCCAGAUAGACUUGUUAUUUAUAUUGGUAAUGCAUUGGAAGCUGUUGCUAGGGACGGAUUUUCGGGUAUUUUGGUUGAUUUGUUUAGUAACGGUUGUUUGAUUCCGGAGCUCCAGGAUCCAAUUACGUGGGUGAACCUGAAGAAGAGCUUGAGGAAAGACGGGAGAAUUAUGGUUAAUGUUGGAGGGAGUUGGGAAGCUGAGGAUUUGAGGAGAGAUGGGAAGGUACUUAUGGAAGAGACUUUAAAGGCAAUACACCAGGUAUUCCCCGGCCAAGUUUUUGUUUUGAAUCUUGGAAAUUGGAAGGAUUAUAAUACUAUUGCGCUCAUAGGCGAACCGCCAGAUUUUGAUGAAUGGGCCCAGUUCCAGCAAAAAGCUAUGCAAUGCCAAAUUACACAUCUCCACCAUUGCCACAGUUUGCUGAUUUUGCAAGUUCAUGCGGUGCUGUCACGUGUCUUGCACCGGUGGCUUGGUUGCAGGUCUGAAUACCUCCUUGUUUCUGUCCUUAUCAAGACUGAGCUCCAACUAUCUGGUUGUUGGCAUUUAUCUCUCUGGCCAGGCAUUGGCUUCUUGCAUAGUGUGUCACUCUGCUGCAGAAUAAGAUCAGAGUUAUUGGGACCCGAUCAGUUUUAGCUUCCACUAACAAUUGUACAGUUCCAAUGCUCAAGUCAGCUGAAAUUGUAGUGGGAGUCAGUGUAUUGAGUUUUAAUUGAUGAUUGUGAUCAAGAAAAAUAUUUCAUGGCAUGUGUCAGUGUAAAGAUUAGAGCAAGGUUAAAGACAGUGUGUUCCUUGCACGUCUACAGUUGAAAAGCUGUUUGUACGGAGUGCAAUUUUUUAUUUAUGUAAUGAAAGAAAGGUCCAACGGGUUUGGCCUUCUCUCUAUUUUUAGCCUGAUUUUUAGAUGUUUAGGAAUACAUGCUGCAAUGUUGAUGUAAAGCAUUGGAGAUUCAUGUUAUAUUGUAUCCUAAAUGAAUAUGGUAAAAACAGUCAAACACCAUGUUUUUGAAUCUCAAAGGUGAU